Ilex paraguariensis (yerba mate) is the source of this 1225-nucleotide messenger RNA. The record is from the annotation of a GenBank genome assembly. Lineage: Eukaryota; Viridiplantae; Streptophyta; Magnoliopsida; Aquifoliales; Aquifoliaceae.
AUGCCACUUAGCCCUCUCUUUCCCGGCCGUCUCUCUCAUUCUUAUUCUCUCUCUCGCUACUCUCUAAUUCAAGCCUGGCAGACUUAUCAAGAAGAUAGUCACCAGGUUGAUUGUGCAGAUCUUAGAUCUGUGGAGAGAGAGAAGAUGAAUAGGUGUGGAUAUCAGCAGAAGGUGUUGGGGAUCUGUGGAGAGAUGAGGGGAGAAUCGAUCUGCGCCUCGGGCGGCGUCGUUUGCCCUAAGCCUCGUCGACUUGGCGGCUUCAAUCCCUCCAUUAACGACCAUAUCAGACCAUCUAGGUGCCACAUCAACAGCUAUCAAACGGGGGUAUAUGAAGCAAAAGCAGGGACGGAAGUUCUCGACAUCAUUUUCACCAAAGGAAGUUAUGGUGUUGAGAAGCCCAACACUCUGGUUGCUUCAUCGCCACCAUUUUUCUCUGGGUCUCCACCAAGUAGGGCUUCAAACCCUGUGAUCCAAGACUCUAACUUUGGUGUUGACAAACUCGGUCAGUUAGCUCCGGCCCUUGAAGCAUCACCAUCUCCAUCCUCGGCACGUAAAAAUGGAGGGGGAUGUGUUCGUGCGAAAUUCAGCCACAAGCCAGCUGCAGUGAGGAUUGAAGGGUUCAACUGUAGGGGCAUCUCUGCUGUAGCUUAGACAAAUUCCAUUUUGAGACCCCCAGAAGCAGAGGGGAGAAACAAACGGUAGGGGCGUUUUUGGGGAGAGAGGAACUAUUUGUUUUGUUGUGUAUAUAGAUGUUGGAAAUGGUUAAUCUGGUAAGUUUAGUGUCAAUCACUCAAAUAUGUAUAUGUAAAUGGAAGGGGUUGAUGAGAGAAGUUGAUUCAAAUAAAACUAAAAGGGAAGGAAAAAUCCUUCUUUCUGGUAGUAGUUUUUGGAUAGGGAGUGAUCUCUAUUGAUUAGAGAGAGAAGAGCCUUUUGUGUUUGUUGUCACUCUUGUCCUUCAUUGGAAUUGCAGUCCGAAUGCAAGGGUGAAAUUGUCUUUUGCAUUUUUUUAAAAAAAAAUUUCCCGUGUGGCUAUUGAUAUUAAUCUUGUAUAGGUCUCAGAAGCACGUGGUAGUGAAUUUGUCAACUUCUGACAUUGAAGGCUGUAAUUUUAUAUUUAAAUACAUUGAAUGGUGCUUUUGUAGACGCAACUACAUGUAAUUAAAGUACUGUAUUAUAUUGGAUUAGUUUUCUAAAGAAUACAAUUAUGAGGUUUUGACAAAUUGUC